Elaeis guineensis (African oil palm) is the source of this 2455-nucleotide messenger RNA. RefSeq names its product wall-associated receptor kinase 17. The record is from RefSeq and is a predicted model, not a curated record. Gene Ontology annotation, biological process: cell surface receptor signaling pathway; protein phosphorylation. Gene Ontology annotation, cellular component: plasma membrane. Gene Ontology annotation, molecular function: calcium ion binding; protein serine/threonine kinase activity; ATP binding. NCBI's taxonomy places the organism in Eukaryota, Viridiplantae, Streptophyta, Magnoliopsida, Arecales, Arecaceae.
GUGAGCCUGUUGAGGAUAAGAGAUCAGAAGAGACCUGUCAUUGGUUUGUUCCAUUUCCUCCUCAAGGGGAGAAAAGGAGAAAACUUUAGACGGACCAUGGUUGUUCUGCCUCUAUUCAUGCUGCAGGUUCUAUGGCUGGUACCACCUUCAUCCUCCAAUAUGCUGGAUCCCUCGGUGCUGCAGGGAAACGCGCCUCAGUGCUACAACCAGACCGGUAUCCAAAUCCAAUACCCAUUCGGCGGGGUAGGCAACGGCAGCAUCGGCCUUACUCCCCUCGCCGGUUUCGAGAUCGAAUGCAAUGGAAGCCUGCCCAAGCUGAAGCUCGGCAGUGACCGCUACCCGCUGCUGAACCUAUCGCUGGACGACGGCUACGUCCGGAUCGUCGGCCAGGUACUUGCAUCACGGUGCCCCGACAACUCCUCCGGCCACAGUCUCGGGCCCUACCACGUCCCCGAUCUGACGGAUACCCCCUACACGUUCUCUGCCGCGAGGAACAAAUUCACGGCCACCGGGUGCGACGCCAUGGCCCUGAUCCACGGGUCAGGCAACAAGCGAGUAAGCAGCGGGUGCGUGUCCUUCUGCGCGGACCUAGUGACCGUUACCCCAGGUGUAUGCUCUGGCGUGGGGUGCUGCCAGGCGCCGGUGCCCCCCGGGCUCAAGAGUUUCCAGUUGGAGUUCAGCAGCGUAAGAAACCUCAGCGGGUCGACGAACGAGUCGGCGAAGCUGCCGUGCAGCAAGGCGUUCAUCGUGGACAAGGCCUGGUACAAUUUCACCCGGGACGAUCUAAGGGGGAACCCGGGUGACGAGUACAGGCCCGUGUUUCUGGACUGGGCGAUCGGGAACCAGAAGUGCCAGGAGGUGAUCAGGAGGAACGACACGGACUACGCGUGCAAGGACAACAGCCACUGUAUAGAUUCGCCGGAUGUAGCCGGCUACCGCUGCAGCUGCGAUCAUGGCUACAUCGGCAACCCGUACAGUUCGGGUGGAUGCAAAGACAUCGACGAAUGCGCUCAUCCGGACACCAACCCUUGUGCGCGGAAAUGCACCAACACGAAAGGGAGCUAUAAAUGCAGUUGCCCACGAGGAACGAGGGGUGAUGGUUUGAAAACAGGCACUGGCUGCGAGAGGAUCGCGCCACUGGAUAUUGCUUUAGCUGUGGGGCUGGUUUCCUUGGUUGUUCUUUUCGUAGUAAGCUUCUGGGUGUACUGGGGACUGAAGAAAAGAAGGAUCAGAAAGCUCAAGCAGACGUACUUCUUUCAAAAUGGGGGCUUAUUAUUGCACCAACGCAUCGCCUCGCGCCAAGAGACUGCAAAGAUAUUUAGCUCAGAGGAACUUGAAACGGCUACUGACAAUUUCAAUGAGAACCGAGUGGUUGGCCGAGGAGGAUAUGGUACCGUCUACAAAGGUGUGUUAGCAGAUGGAAGAGUUGUGGCCAUCAAGAAGUCCAAACUAGUGGAUGAGACACAGAUCGAGCAAUUCAUAAAUGAGGUGGUCAUUCUUUCUCAAAUCAAUCACAGGAAUGUUGUCAAGCUAUUGGGUUGUUGUCUGGAGACCCAAGUUCCAUUGCUGGUUUAUGAAUUCAUAUCCAAUGGAACCCUUUUCCAUCAUAUUCAUGACAAGAGCACCUCUUCAAUGUCAUGGGAGAACCUUUUGAGGAUUGCUGUGGAAACUGCAGGGGCACUUGCCUAUUUACACUCUGCUGCCUCCAUACCAAUCAUUCAUAGGGAUAUCAAGUCGGCAAACAUACUCUUGGAUGAAAAUUACACAGCAAAAGUAUCAGACUUUGGAGCUUCAAGGUUGGUUCCCUAUGAUCAGACUCACAUAACCACUCUUGUGCAAGGGACACUCGGAUACUUGGAUCCUGAAUACUUUCAUACGAGCCAAUUAACAGAUAAGAGUGAUGUUUAUAGCUUCGGUGUAGUUCUUGUGGAGCUAUUGACCAAAGAAAAAGUGAUAUCUUUUUGUAGGACAGAAGAAGGGAGAAAUUUAGCUUCGCAUUUUGUUACGUUAGAAGAGAAUCAUCGCCUAUUAGAAGCAGUGGAUGGUCAAAUAGUAAAUGAGGCUGGAGAAAGGCACCUCUUUGUGGUUGCUCAGCUUGCGAAGAGAUGCUUGAGCCUGAAAGGUGAAGAAAGACCAACAAUGAAAGAAGUGGCUGUGGAGCUUGAUGCAUUAAGAAGGCUCAUGAAGCUGCACUUUGUUCCAAAGAGCCAUGAUGAGUUGUCACCAGGCACUUAUCCGAAUCCACACAACAGUGGUACAAUGGGACAGUGUAGCAUGGAGGACAGUCUAUUAUUGUCAAUGGAAUUCCCACGUUGAUAGGGUACAUUAUAUCUGAAAUAGAAAUUAAGAUAGCACAAUAUGAUGAUCAUUCUAUGCAAAUUAGACUUGCUUUUAAAAUUGUAACGUUCACCUACAAGAAUAGCUUAAUAUGACUAAGGAUGUUCUUAUGUUCCAA